Nematolebias whitei (Rio pearlfish) is the source of this 2254-nucleotide messenger RNA. RefSeq names its product forkhead box J2 (gene foxj2). The transcript is spliced from 10 exons. Gene Ontology annotation, cellular component: nucleus. Bases 260 to 2065 code for a protein of 601 amino acids. Gene Ontology annotation, molecular function: DNA-binding transcription factor activity, RNA polymerase II-specific; RNA polymerase II cis-regulatory region sequence-specific DNA binding. NCBI's taxonomy places the organism in Eukaryota, Metazoa, Chordata, Actinopteri, Cyprinodontiformes, Rivulidae. Gene Ontology annotation, biological process: regulation of transcription by RNA polymerase II. The record is from RefSeq and is a predicted model, not a curated record.
GGGAGGGAGAGAAAAAGGAAGUUCUGCGAUCAGUAUUUUGUGUCUAUUUUUUCCUAAAGUUGAACAAACUUUGACGGACUGAAGGUCACCUGGAGGCACAGGGGGGGUCCGGGAUGCUGAGCUGGGGGAUCUGAUGGGCAGGAAGGACACCAGUUUGUCAGAUGUUGUGCACAGCUGAUGACAGCAUAAAAUAUUAACUCUUUUCCAGGCCUUGGGCCUCGAGUGACCACAGAAAGAUCCUGGACAGAGAAGGACAAAAAUGUCUUCUGACCUGGACUCCAGUCUCACCAGCAUUGACUGGCUGCCCAAACUGGGAAUCAGCAGCCUGCGCUCGGGGAAAGAGAGAGAAGGAGGGGAGAAGAAGCGAGACAGAGGUAGGGAGAGGGGGGACUUCAUACCCUCAGUGCCGAGCCCCUCUCCCUCCAACUGUAAAGGGAAGCCCCCUCACAGCUACGCCACCCUCAUCGCCAUGGCGAUAGCAGCUGCACCUGAGAGGCAGCUGAGUUUAAACGACAUCUACACCUGGAUCAGCGACACCUUCCCGUACUACAGCCGAGCGGGCCGAGGAUGGAAGAACUCCAUCAGACACAACCUGUCCCUGAACAAGUGCUUCAGGAAGGUUCCUCGGCCGCAGAGCGACCCCGGCAAGGGCUCCUAUUGGACGAUGGAUGGACCGUCAGAUGUGACUGAAGUGAGGGCCCCUAAACGACCCUAUCCCAAUGAAGACGACGAAGAAAUAGAAGAAGAAGGGGAGGAGGAUGUUCCUCAGGCGGCGCAGAUCGAAGCUUUGAGAGGACCGUCUCCUCAUCAGAUACAGAUACCUUCUCCCGUCGGACCCCCACAGCAGCACUCCCCCCGCUCUCCUGUCCCUCACAAGCAACCGUCACCUUACAUGCCAGCCCACAUCUCCAGUACGCCUGCCUCCUGUUUAUCUGGCCCCCAAUCAUCCGGGCUCCCGCCUGCGGCCCCCACAUCCUCCAUCAACUCUUUUCUUCCUCCCCACCCGCCUGGCUCCACCUUUUCCAUCCCCGUCGUUUCUGUCGCUCCUUCGCCUGUCAGCAUGUCUUUGGUCUCUCCGGCUGCGCCCUCGUUCUCCGAGGCGACGCUGUCCUUUCCCGCCGCUUCAGACCCCCCACCCGCCCCCGCUUUUCCCUGCAACUCCACACCCGGGCCCGUUUGCACCCUGCCAGGGCCCAAUUAUUCAUCCUCCUCUACCACUGCUGCCGCUGCAUCGAACCCGUCCGCCGACCCUCCGCUGCGCUUCUCCUUCGAUGAGCUGAACAUACCGGACUUGUACGCGUCUUUCAAGUCUCUGUUCAAGACGAUGCGGGAGAGGGGGGGGUCGCUCUCAGACGUAGGUUCCCUGGUUGUCCCCAGUAAUGACACCACACCACUCCAUACUCCUACGGUGCUGCCGAUGUCCCCGUACCCGACACCUGCACCACCUGCAGCACCCGCACCCCCUCCAACAGCUGCCCAAGCUCCACAUCCUCCUGAAACUGAGCGUGUUUCACACGGCACGGUGCCGCCCGGCUGGUUCAGUAACCAAGAUUCUCUGAAGGAGAGCUUCCGAAUAGCCAGCAACCUGGACUGGGCACACAUCGAUCUCACCGGUCAUCCAGACCUGCUGGAGAGCAUGAAGAAGGCCGAGCUCUGUGACUGGGCCUUGGAUCCGGCGCUCUUCACUUCCCUGUGUGACUCUCUGAACCGUUUCUUUUUCGACAAAGGCAUGAUCAGCUCUGCCAAUAAUUCCCCCGGCGCACCUCACCCCCUGCAAGCACCGUCGCUGACAUCCCACCUGCCUCCAAGCCUCACUCACCUCACUCACCCUUCACCCCUUCCUUACCCUCCAGCCGUUCUUCCCAACAGUGGAUCACAGCUGCCGCUCAGGCCCCUGUCCAUGCAAGGACCGGUUUUCCAGAGACCACAUUUGGUACACCCAGCCAGCACAGCUGCUGGGAUCCAGCCUCAGUCUGCGACGCCCCGACAGCGUCUCCCACUAAAGCAUCUGAAAAGCAACAGUGAGGAGUUUCAGGACGACUUCGACUGGGAUUCUCUCGUUUGACCCUCGUUGCCCGGAGAAAAAUCAAAAACUGAGAAAUACCUCUUGUUUCUCCGACAGCAAGUCUGGGAUCGAGUCACGUUAUGGCUGAAUGUUUGACGUUUUAAUUUUUGUGUCGUAUACUAGUUUUUAUUUUUCAUCGACUAGAUUUUAAAAUGUACCAAAAAAAAAGGAACAGCUACCUAAAAAAAA